Molecule: messenger RNA, 1087 nt
Organism: Acanthochromis polyacanthus (spiny chromis)
Lineage: Eukaryota; Metazoa; Chordata; Actinopteri; Pomacentridae
Product: low affinity immunoglobulin gamma Fc region receptor II-b-like
Exons: 8
Coding region: 121-1062 (313 amino acids)
Biological process (GO): cell surface receptor signaling pathway
Molecular function (GO): transmembrane signaling receptor activity
Source: RefSeq, a predicted model, not a curated record
CCAAACAGACUUCAACACUUUGAUUACGACUCUUUGUCUUUUCACUGUGAGGGAACCGAAGGUUCUACUAAACUGAGAGGAUCCAGGAACUCUGAGGAGUUUCAUCCAGUUUGUGAAAUCAUGAAGACUUCUUCAUCCUCCUGCACGAUUUUUGAAACUUAUCAAACAGACAGCGGAGAAUUCUGGUGUGAAUCUGGAGCUGGAGAGAGAAGCAACAGAGUCAGCAUCACCAUCACUGCUGGUUCUGUCAUCCUGGACAGUCCUGCGUUUCCUGUCUUUGAGGGAGACAAUGUGACUCUUCGCUGUCAAAGUAGAAAGACUUUUAUGAAGCAAACAGCAGAUUUCUACAAAGGCGACGUCCUCAUUGAAGGGAGUCCUUCAGAGCAGAUGACGAUUCACAACGUCUCCAAGUCUGAUGAAGGAUUUUACAAAUGCAGCAUCAACGGCGUUGGAGAGUCACCAGAAAGCUUCCUGGCUGUUGGAGUUGCAGCAAAUACUGUUUCUAUCAUCCCUCCAACACCUCAUGAAGAGACGCCGUCUGAUGAACCUGGAUCUCCUGUUGGCCUCGUCCUGAUGUUGGUUCCUCUGAUGGUUCUGCUGCCGGUCGCAUUUAUUUACUGCAUGAAACACAGAGCUUCCUCAGAGGCGCCAACAGCAGCAUCAAACUCAGAUGAAGCAGCUUCAGGAGUCUCUGGAGGUGAAGCUGGAGAUGAUGUGGACGGUUUGACCUACGCAGUCGUCUUCACAAAGAAGAGACGAGACAAAGACGCUGCUGAUGCAGGAGAUAAUUUGAGUCGCGAGUCAAACCACAGCAGAAAACCAGCAACAGAAGAAGAUGCAGACCAGUCCUCACUUCAACCCGUUUACUCCACUUUGAAAGAGACACGACGGCCUGAAUCAGGAUUAUCAGGCUCCACGUCGGCCUCAAAUCCCACAGCAGCUGAAGAGUCGCGUUUACAAGAGCAGGAAAUCGUCUAUUCUGCCGUCCAGAAGGUGAGAUCGAUGCUGAUUCUGGCACAAACGUCUUCAUUAUUGAAAUAUUUUCUGUAUCAUCUGAGCUAAAUGAUGAACUUCCUCAUCUGUCUAA